Hydatigera taeniaeformis is the source of this 372-nucleotide messenger RNA. The record is from the annotation of a GenBank genome assembly. Lineage: Eukaryota; Metazoa; Platyhelminthes; Cestoda; Cyclophyllidea; Taeniidae.
AGUGAAUUACAACCCUCUCCUCUCAAGAACGGUCUUCCUGUCCUUCCGGAAGCAUUAGCUGUGAGUGAGCGCAGCACUCUACCACUCGCUGUGCCACCGAACUCCACUCUAUUAAACACCCUCCACUCCGGCGUUGCUUCCUUUUCUAUCGCACCCGCAGGCAUGGGUACGGCUGUUGUUGAAUCCACAUCGGUCGGUGGUGAAGGUCAGCAACUCAUGCAUCAGCAAUACUAUCAAGACCGUAUCCAACGUCUCGAACGCGAACUUGAAUCUGUCCGUCGGCAGGCCUCUAGACAUGUUGAUGUGAGUUUCAUAAAUGCACCUGUGGGCGUUCUCCUAACCCAGUGCUACCAUGAUUUGCUCUUAUUCUAA